AUGAGUGCCUCCAAGGCGCAAUCGCAGAAGAUCUUCGAGAAGCUGAAGACCAAGCCGGCAAAUAGGCUAUGCUUUGAUUGCGGCUCUAAGAACCCAACAUGGUCGUCUGUGCCCUUCGGUAUCUAUCUGUGCUUGGAUUGUUCGUCCCAUCAUCGUAACCUCGGUGUCCACAUUUCCUUCGUUCGCUCCACAAACCUCGACCAAUGGCAAUGGGAGCAACUUCGUUUGAUGAAAGUUGGUGGCAAUGAGUCAGCUACGAAGUAUUUCCAAUCCCACGGAGGCUCCGCCGCAUUAGCCAGCAAAGACCCCAAGGUCAAGUACGAAUCAAACGCCGCCGUUAAAUACAAGGAGGAACUCAAGCGGAGAGCUGCCCAAGAUGCGCAAGAACACCCUGGUGAAGUCGUAGUUACAGAUGUCGCCGGCACCCCUGGUGAUGGCGCUGCAACUCCUGCCGGCGAACCGGACGAUGAUUUCUUCUCUUCUUGGGAUAAGCCUGUCAUCAAGCGACCCAGUAACACCCCGUCGCGAGUCGGUACGCCGUCAAAUAACAGCCGCACUGCAUCGCCUUUCUUAAACGCAGGCUCGAAUGGAAACGCGGCGCGGUCCAAGUCUCCCCUUUCAGCAAGUGACAAGGAUGAUACAUCAUCGCCGCCUCCUGCUGCGGUCCGAACAGGGAAUGUGGUCAGGAAAGGUCCUUCGGGUGCGGGUGCGAAGAAAGGCAGUAUACUGGGUUCCAAGAAGACCCAGAAGCUUGGUGCGAAGAAAGUUACAGGUGGUGAUGUGAUUGAUUUCGAAGAAGCCGAGCGCAAAGCCAAGGAAGAGGCGGAACGCAUACAGAAACUCGGUUAUGACCCGGAAGCUGAACAGGCAGAAAUCAAUGCAAAGGAGAAGACCGCGGCUACAACAACUAUUGCCUCUCCUACUCCUAUCAGCCCCAGCAGAGCAGGACUCGGGGCAACAAGCAAGGCUCCCGAGAAAAGUGCGAGUGAAAUGGAGCGUCUUGGAAUGGGUAUGGGCCGUUUGGGCUUUGGACAGGUAUCCAAGCCUGUGAUCGCGAAGAAGGCUGGAUUCGGCGCUGUUGCUCCUGCUACACUGAUUGAGUCAACCACAGAAGAAGAAAUUGCACAGACAAAAUCCCGAUUCGGUAGCCAGAAAGGUAUCUCAUCAGAUGAAUUCUUCGGGCGAGAUAGAUUCGACCCUGCAGCACAAGCCGAGGCGAAGACUCGCCUAGGUAAUUUUGAGGGCGCCACCUCGAUCUCCAGCAAUGCGUAUUUUGGACGACCCGAAGAAGACUAUCCCCCCAUCGAUGACGGCUACGGCGACCUUGAGAACGCAGCUAAGGAUUUCGUUCGCCGCUUUGGAAUCACAGCCGGCGAUGAUCUGGAAAAUUUGACCCAAGUUUUGGGUGAGGGUGCUAGUAAAUUACAAGGCGCUAUCCGUAGCUAUCUUGACAGUUAA
Messenger RNA from Talaromyces atroroseus, 1458 nucleotides. RefSeq lists its product as hypothetical. The transcript is spliced from 6 exons. Gene Ontology annotation, molecular function: GTPase activator activity. Gene Ontology annotation, biological process: COPI coating of Golgi vesicle. The coding region runs from base 1 to 1458 and encodes 485 amino acids. Lineage: Eukaryota; Fungi; Ascomycota; Eurotiomycetes; Eurotiales; Trichocomaceae. The record is from RefSeq and is a predicted model, not a curated record.